Molecule: messenger RNA, 1732 nt
Organism: Apis laboriosa (Himalayan honeybee)
Lineage: Eukaryota; Metazoa; Arthropoda; Insecta; Hymenoptera; Apidae
Gene: Not11
Product: CCR4-NOT transcription complex subunit 11
Exons: 2
Coding region: 115-1479 (454 amino acids)
Biological process (GO): negative regulation of translation; mRNA catabolic process
Cellular component (GO): CCR4-NOT complex
Source: RefSeq, a predicted model, not a curated record
CGAUAAUUGAGUCUAUUCGCAUUCUAGUCAUAACCUGUAAAGUAACAACUAUAAAAUGUAACAAAAUUAAAUUUAUCUAUAUUAAAACGCUGCAAGUUAAUAUGUCAUAUCAUCAUGACUCUUACUCCGAAAGAUUUAACGAAAUUAUUGGAUAUCCUAGAGGAAGAAAAUUUGGAUACAAGUUUGGAAAAUCUUUGUAAUCAAUUACAUCAAGUAUUUCCAAAAGAAGUUCGAUUCAAAGUAGGAAUGACAUUGGUUCUCCUUUUACAACAUAUAGAUUUGUUGCCAAAAAAUGUUCAACGUAUAAUAGCAGUAGCAUUAUUAUUCGAUCUUUAUAGAGGAGAAACACUGGCCUCAACACCUUUUGCACCUGUUUUUGUUCAGGUUUUAAAAUCACAAGAAGAUACAAAUAAUGGAGUACCAAAGACUAAUUUUUCAGGACAUAUACCAAUUUUGUCACAAUGUGAGAAAAAUCUUUUGAUAAAUUUAUUGGGAUAUAACCAAAAAGAUAUUUUAAAGAAAACUCCAAGACAAAUUGUGGAUGAAUUAUAUUUUGUUUCUGUACCACCUGUUGAUUUAAGUAAUUUACAAGUACAAUUAGCAGAACAUCAUUCAGAAUUACCUUCUAUUGCUAAAUGUGGACAUCCUGUAAUUUUACCUGAUAUGGACCAUUCCAAAAUAACAGAAAUUGAUAAAAAUGCAACAAAAAAUAUGACAGAAAUUUUAAUUUUUAAUGAUCCACCAUUAUGCAGUCAAAGUUAUCAACCUGAAUUUUUAAGAUUAGCACCUCCUCUUUAUCGUUCAGUUGACGAAUUACCAUGGUUUAAUGUCACAGAACCAUCUCAGUUUACAAUUGAAUAUGACACUAAUAUGUGUGUUUCGAAUUGUGCUGGUGCAGAAGCUCGUAGAUUGAUGGGUAAAGCUUUUAAAAGUGUAUUGACAUUACAACAACAACAACAUCUUGUUAAUGAAUUGGAUAGAGAUCCAAAAUUAGUAUAUCACAUUGGCCUUACUCCAGGAAAAUUACCAGAUUUGGUGGAGAAUAACCCUUUAAUUGCAAUUGAAGUUUUAUUAAAACUUAUGCAAUCAAGUCAGAUAACAGAAUAUUUUAGUGUUUUGGUAAAUAUGGAGAUGUCACUUCAUUCAAUGGAAGUUGUUAAUAGAUUGACUACUACUGUUGAUUUACCUACAGAAUUUGUUCAUUUAUAUAUCAGUAACUGUAUUUCUACUUGUGAAACUAUAAAAGAUCGUUAUAUGCAAAACCGUUUAGUACGUUUAGUUUGUGUUUUUUUGCAAUCCUUAAUUAGGAACAAAAUUAUAAAUGUCAAGGAACUCUUCAUUGAAGUGCAAGCUUUUUGUAUAGAAUUUAGUCGCAUUAGGGAAGCUGCGGCUCUUUUCCGUCUGCUUAAACAACUUGAAUCUGGUGAUAUUGGUGGAUUGAAUGCACCAACUGCUAACAAUAAAUUGGAUAUGUGUUAAUAUAAUUAACAUGUUUUUCAAAUAUCUGAUAGGAAAUUAAUAGUCUAUUAAAAUUUUUAAAUAUUUUUUUGAUUAAUUAAAUUACAAUGAACUAAAAUGUAGAUACAGUUUCACAGUGCUUUUUUGAAAGUGAUGAUUAUAAACUUAGUAAAGUUUUAUAUAUAAUUUUAAUAAUACAAAUAAAUUAUUGGCUAAUUCAUUUAUUUUCGAUUAAUUAUUAAAAUAUUAACAUGAUAAUUUCAUUCAAAGAACC